GGUGGGUUCAGAAAACGAAAACAUGACAAUUUUCCACAUGGUCAAAGAAAAGAGGAAAAAGAGAACGUUAAUCCAUCUUCAGCUUUGAUGACAUCUUUUAAGUCGUUUCAGCUGGAGCUGGACACCAGGCAUGAUAAAUAUGAACGGCUUGUGAAGCUCAGUCGUGAUAUAACUAUUGAAAGCAAAAGAACAAUAUUUCUGCUCCACAGGUUUACCAGUGCUCCCAAUGGGGAAGAAAUACUAAAUGAAUCUGAAGUCAAGCUAGAUGCUGUCCGACGGAAGAUUAAGCAGGUUGCACAAGAACUGAUUGGAGAAGACAUGUAUCAGUUCCACAGGGCUAUAUCUCCAGGACUUCAAGAAUAUGUUGAGGCAGUCUCAUUUCAGUAUUUUAUCAAAACACGAUCUUUGAUUAGCGUUGAAGAGAUCAACAAACAACUAAUAUUUACAGUGGAAAACAGAGAAGAAACAAUAAACAUGACCUCCAAUUCCCAUGAUAAGCAACCCCACACUUGGAGCCUGAAGGUAACACCAGUGGAUUACCUGCUGGGAGUGGCUGAUCUAACUGGAGAGCUGAUGCGGCUGUGCAUCAGCAGUGUUGGAAAUGGUGACAUAGACACGCCUUUUGAACUGAGCCAGUUCUUACGUCAGAUUUAUGAUGGUUUUACUUUCAUUGGCAACACUGGACCGUACGAAGUAUCUAAGAAGCUGUAUACCUUGAAACAGAGUCUGGCAAAAGUAGAAAAUGCCUGCUAUACAUUAAAAGUACGGGGAUCUGAAAUCCCAAAGCACAUGCUGGCUGAUGUGUUCUCCACCAAAACGGAAUUGAUUGACCAAGAGGAGGGUCUUUCUUAAAAUAAGAAGACUGUCACAACUCAGAAGGGAAGAGGACUUAGAGAAAACUUCUUAGUUUUGGUUUGUGGGGUUUUGAUCCUCCUGAAAGCUUUUUAGGUAGAGACGUUUUUAGUUUUAUCUAUGAGAAGUUUGUUUGCAGUGGUAAUUUGUAACCAAAAAUACUUUUUAUGAUGUGCAAGAGAACAAAUGUUUGACUUUGUCCUCUCAGUAUGGAAUUUCCUGUAUUGCUCCAUUGUAUCUUCUUUCAGAAUGACCAAAAUUUCCACUGCACCCUACACCAGUGACUGUCAGUUGUGUGAGUCACCUCAAACUGUUGUGGAUGCUGUUAUCAGUUUUCAGCAAGCACAGCAGUGGAAAAAAACGGUUAGGUACUGUUAUUUAGCAUUAUCCAUAGGUUUCUGCUGACCCCUGUUUUCUGAGUAUUUGGGUUCUAUACUCAUGCCAUACCUAAAAUGAUGGACCUAUGUAUAUAUAAGUUCAUCCCUUGACUUGAAAGUGAGGUGGACUCAAAGGUGCCAUGCAACUUAAGUUUUUUCUGAUUACCACUUUUGAGCAUGAAACUGAAACGAAAUUAACUUUUUACCAAUUGAUAAUGAAGCUAAUUACACCAGAUAAAUACUGCUGUGUGCUCAUUCUUUUGGGGUCCGUUUAAAUUGAGCUCUGUUCAAAUUAACACUGGUACUUCACAGUUUUGACAUGAGCUAGAAAAUCCACAAAAAAAUAACUGUGGAAUGUAUUGGGUUACAUUUUUUGUAAUACACUUUAAUGCAGAAUCUGACAUCUUUCUGUUUGUAGACAAAAGCAGAAGACCUAUCAACUAUGUUUAACAUGAAUAAUUUGGUGUUAGGACAAGUAGCUUUUGGCCAAAACAAACGCGGGGUGGUGUUGGAAGUCUGUUCUCUAUUGUUUGUGCUGCCCUGAGGACCUCCAGUGGGGUUGAACUGGUACAAGUGAAAAAGGGCUGGCCAAGCUUUAAAUAUCUGUUAGCAGGAACUAUAUCAUGUGCGUGUUCCUAUGGAAAGGAAAUUGCAAACAGAAAUAAGGCAGACAUUCUGACUUCCACAUUUAUCUUUGAGGUGGGUAUGUCACCAUUGGCAAAAAAUCAGGGCUUUCUGCCGGUGUCUGAAGUUAUGAAAGUCUGAUAAUGUACAUUAUGCUAAAGGAAAACAGAUAAAACAACAUGAUCUUUAGACUCCAGGAAACAGGCCUCCCAACUGCAAUUGAAAAUACUGCAUGUUUUUUAUUUCCACUUCCAUAUGCUGUGAUACUGCCAAUAUUUUUCCCAUGAGCAUGUCCUGAGAAGCUGGAAUUAUCUGAUAUAUGGAUAGGAAUGGGUAAAUACAUUUUUGUCACAUUUUUCCAUUGUUUCCAUAUAAAGCAAUAUGUGGUGGGUUGAAAAAGGAGUGGCUUUUUUCCUAUUGUUUAAUACUAUUUUUUACAAUAAAUUCUGAAA
Balearica regulorum gibbericeps (East African grey crowned-crane) is the source of this 2305-nucleotide messenger RNA. Lineage: Eukaryota; Metazoa; Chordata; Aves; Gruiformes; Gruidae. The record is from RefSeq and is a predicted model, not a curated record.